ACUUCUGAAUUCCAAAUUAGACUUGAAGAAUAUUUUCUAAAUUGUUUUUUUCUAUAGUUUUUUCAUUAAUUUUGGAUGGGGUCAGAAGGUUCGAUUGAUGAUAUUGAUAGUUUAGUAUCAGUAGAGAUUAUUCUUGCUGAUCAAUAUGAAACUAAAGAUAUAUGUGAAGUCAACGUUUUGGUGGCGACUCUGAAAGAUAAGAAAGCUAUAUCACCUGCCAUCAGAAGUUUGGCGAAGUUAUUUCCUAUUUCCAAAGAUUUGAUCCAUUUGAAGAGGGUUAAAAUUGACAAAGAAGCCGAUAAAAUUGAAAUAAUCAUUUGUAAAGUGGAUGGAGUUGAUAUAGACCAAAUCAAACUAAAAUUGUCUGAUGUAUUAGAGUACUCCAGUGUGAAAAUUACCGCUGUUCCAAGUAAUGCACCUCUGAAUCGUUGGCAGUUCGAGAAAUCAUCACGCCUUUGGCCAACAAAUUUUUUUGAAAAUAAAGAGAUAACUCAUAGACUCGAUGGAACUUGUCUUGACUCUACUGAUCGACUUUUCAUUUAUCAAACAAUGAAAGAUUUAGUAAAUAGGACAAAGGAAAAUGUUGACCGAACUUAUGGUGCAAUCGUAACAUCAAAUUUUCAAGUUUUGGUUAUUUCUGGUGAUAAAAUUAAUGAUCAUCCCUUACGACAUUGUUCAAUGAAUUUGAUUGAUUUAAUGGCUUCAACUCAAGGUGGUGGAGUUUGGUAUAAUCAAGGAAAACUUGAUGAAAAUUCAUCACUGUUAAGUACAGAGUCCGACCCUGAUGCUUAUUUAUGUACUGGACAUGACGUUUAUUUAACCAAAGAACCUUGUAUAAUGUGUUCCAUGGGCCUUCUCCAUUCAAGAAUUAGAAGAAUUUUCUUUUUGGAUCAAUCUAUGAAUACAUUGGAUAUGCCAUUACAAAAAGGAUGUCCGGACGAUUUCGCUUUAUCCAAAAUGAAGCUACACACAAAUUCUGAUAUAAACCAUCGAUUUGAUGUUUGGCGAGUAAAAUUAAAAAAAUGUUGAGAAUAGACAUUUCCAAUCUCUUUGUUUAAAUCCAAGUGGAGAAUGUAAUUGGGUUUUAAUAUUACGAUCAGUUAUUAUUUCUUGUGGUGCUGUACAUGAUUACACUGAUCAGAAUCAUCUAUUAACAUCACCUCUUCUUCUUCUAACUUCAGAUCUUCGGUCAGAAGGGGAACGUACAUCUAUUUAAAAUUAUUCAUGAUUAAUAUCUACUGUAGAAGUACUGAGGCCAUACAAAUUGAUUUACCUGAUUCUUGGUUACCCCUUCUUCGCCUACCACGACGAUUGGCUCGUGCUUGAUUGCGCUGUCGACGAUUUCUUCUUCUACGACGAGUUUGUCUAUUCACUCCUGAGCUAAAAUAAUUGUUCUCCGGUCGAUUUUCCCUUGGUUGAAAUAUUUCCAUUUGAAGUUGUCUACUGGGCUCUACGAUUCCACUGUUUUGAGAUCGAGGUGAUGUAUUGACUCCAACAUCUCUGAUAGUUGGUAAAACAAUGUUUUCAGGCCAUGUGAUAAAAUUGAAUGAAUCGUUGGUUAUUGUUGAAUCACUCGAGCUGACAGGACUAGAAAUUGGUGAUACUUUUUCUAAUUUAAUAUUGGCCAAUUGGCAAUACCGGCGAAUCAAAUUAUCAACCAUCAAUACUCGACUUCGAUUGGAAUAAUUCACUCGGCAAAUAGGACAUCGACCUGUCUCUCGUCUCCAUUGGGCCAAACAAUUGAAACAAAAGGUGUGCGAGCAAUUAAUAUUCACUGCAUUGUUAACCAACUGUUGACAAAUGGCACAUUUCAACUCACUCUCUAUCAACUCACAAAGCUGCUCAUACAUUCCAGAGUUUUGAUUAACAUCUGAAACCCCACUAGAUGCUGUACUACCAAUCAUAGUUGAAACCGAUGACCCACCAUUAUUAGAUUGAUCAACUUUCGAUUUAUCGUUCUUUUUGGAUCCACUUUUACUCCCAUUUUUUUCAGUAUUGUUAGAACUCAUUUAAACAAACGUAAAUCUUGAAAACCAAACAAUCAAACAAAUGAAGAAAAAAUUACAACAAAAAAAGGACUAUAUUAACAACAAUGUACCAAUUACAUCCACUUUAAGAGGGAUGACCAAUCAAACAGCUUUUGGAUUCUAUAAUAAUGUCUCAAGGAUUUUACUCCCAAAGUGUCAUCGUUGUGAAUAAUUGAUUCAAUAAUACAUCAUAUAAACAGAUUUACCUCUGUAUAAGCUAAAUCAGCUAACAGAUACGUUAUUCAGACUCAUUAAACAAUUGACUAGUAACUAAA
Tetranychus urticae (two-spotted spider mite) is the source of this 2302-nucleotide messenger RNA. RefSeq names its product tRNA-specific adenosine-34 deaminase regulatory subunit adat3. NCBI's taxonomy places the organism in Eukaryota, Metazoa, Arthropoda, Arachnida, Trombidiformes, Tetranychidae. Gene Ontology annotation, cellular component: cytoplasm; nucleus. The record is from RefSeq and is a predicted model, not a curated record. Gene Ontology annotation, molecular function: tRNA-specific adenosine-34 deaminase activity.